CUGUCGCAAAGCUGCUGCAGGGCCGUCCACGACUACGCCAGACCUCUACUGUCCACGACUGCGCCAGACCUCUACUGUAUACUGACCACCCCACUGCACCUGCGCCCCAAUGUCCCCGCUGACCGGCGCUCCACGCCCCGGACUGCCCUGAACACCGCCGCCAUGUCAAAACCCAAAGCGUCCAAGGCCUCCACAUGGCACGCCCUCAACGUCGAGUCCGACCACGAGGACGAGGUCGAGGUCGACGACACGCAGGAGAUCCAGAUCGAGGAGGCCCUGAAGCUCUACCAGACCGCCCUCAAGCUGCACUCCGAGGGCCCCACGUCCUUCCUCAAGACCGCCACAGCCUACAAGGAGCUGUUCGACUCGGACAUCUUCAAGUACAACGAAUCGCUCUCCGAGUAUAAGCGCCAUGAGGUCUUCGGCGAGACCCUGGUCUUCGACUCCAUCCUCGAGGACGACUUCGAGGUCGGCCCUGCGCAAUCGGCAGGCACCGCCGACAGCGCGCCGAACACGCUCCCGCAGAUACUGCAUCUCUCCUACAAGAACCAUGGCCAAUUUCUGCUCGAGUCGAUGCAGCACUGGGUCGCACAACAUGGCAGUGCGCCCAACGUCGAGGGCUGGAACAACAUUCGAGGUGCGCUCAGCUACUUUGCCGAGGCGCUGGACAAGGAGGACACAGAUCUCGACCUGUGGUUACGCGCCGCAUCGGUAGCAGCUAUGCUCGGCAGCAAGCGUCUGACCCGCUACUGCUUGGAGGCCGUUAUGGACGGCAACGACGAGCUGUGGGAGAGUUUGCUGCGUCUCCCAGGUCUUGAAGAGGGUCUGGCAGGCCAACAGCUGCGUGAACUAGUCGGAAAGCUGGAGGAUAACGUUUCCCUAAUGCAACCUCCAUUAUCGACCAUGAAACGGAAGAAGCUCUCCGAGACUCUCAAGAAGCGCCUGAACCCGUACCCGUUCGCCCCGCUGCCCGCUGACGUUGCUGAAAAGAACAGCCGACGAGUCAUUGAGCAGGAGCCCGACCACAUCGCUCUGACGUCGGCGAAAUGGGACUGGUCAAGUGUUGGAGAAACGAUACUACAGCACUUCAUAGCAGAGCAGCGAGGCAUCACAGGAAGCACAGCCCCAGGAUCCAACGUGCGAAUUCUAAUACCUGCCGAGCUCGAGUCACAGCGCAUCGAGCCCGAAUCUGCACCUGCCGUGGAAGAAGUCAUGGAAGAUCAGCCGUCUCCACCCCAGGCUGCGGAGCCUUCCCUUCCUGCUCCUGAAACAGAGACUGCUACCAAAAUAGAACCUGAUGCUGAGGCCGCUCAAGAUGGUAACGAUCAGGUGGCAGAGGCUGCGCCAGCACCUUCGCGCAAACGAUCAACCGAUUCUGCCGGCCUUCCAGAGACAGCGGAAGGGGGUCGUGCGAAGCGCAUACGUACUCGCAAUACAGCGACCGGCCAGGUGGGUGAAACCGUCGUACAGGAUGCCAGCAGCUUGCUCGAGGGCCAGUUGGAACACUUCGCCCACGCAGACCAGUGCUUGUAUGAGAUCGUUAACGACAUCUAUACUCGCUUGGGCGUCAAGAGUUUACUACACCCUAACGAGCUACGAACUCUGCUGCUUGCUCUCCCUGAUUCAACGGCGACUGAAGUUGAUGACAAAGCUGCCUGCGACAUGUAUCUGGCUCUGCAGACUGGCAAUAGUAAAGCUGCGCAGGUCUUGCUUAGCACUGAAUCAUUCGAUUUGGUCGGAGUCACACGUGAAGCUGGUCUCAAUGCAUUUCUAGGCUACGCAAAGGCAAGCGGGGGCCAAUCGUCUCCAAAGCCUGUACUGCAAGACCAAGGGCUACGAGCCUUUGCACAGAGCAUCAACGCCAGUUGGUUUUCGACAAAGGAAGUUGCAUUCGCCUGGGUAGAGGUACUGUUGUCUCGAGGGUCGUUCGCCGGCCGACAGCCAUCGCACAGUGACGCUCCCAGUUACCUGGGUUUCAAAUGGGCCGACGACCUGAAGCGAAACAUAGUCCAGAUCAUCGUUAACGUUGAUGAGUAUAUCUUUGAGCGCAUGCAGGAGCGUAUAAGCAGUCUAGACGAACGGAUCCUCACAUCCUCAGCCGCAUCACAAAGUUAUUCCCUGUCCGACUUUGAUGCCUCGCAGGUUGAGAUAGUUCAGACGCUAUUUGAGCUUCACCUUGACAUCUACUCCCUGAUUAAACACCCUCACAGCCAAGUAGAUACAGCAACCAAGACAUUACAGAGCGAUCGACUCGAGCGCUGGUCGACCCUCGCCCGAGAUGCUAUUCAGCUUCGAUCGAGCUGCCGUCAAGACAACAGCAUGGAUGACUUAUCUCUGCGCCACGUAUGGGCUUCGGUUUUCCAGAUGAGCGUCAAAGAUGACGUCCCGCCUGAGCAUGUGCUGUCUGCUAUUGCGGAGCUGAAGGACAUGUUUGUUGCACUUGACAACCACAUAAUCCAGGUACAGAACAACGCGGUCAUGCCAGAGCUGUCUGUGGCUGCUCUCGACCGUGAACUAGUGCGCAUCAGCAUGAAGGAUUUCUUCUUAAAGGUAUUCGACCAUGACGAGAAGGACCCAGUCACAGUCAUCGAGAGUCUGGAGCCGAUUCUAGAGCAAGGCGACGUGAGUGAGCAAUCUGCCACAGAUGACCAAGACGAUGGAGCAAACCCGCAGAUCACGUCGUCAGCUUCAAACUCAAUCGAUGUUCCAGAGGUGCUGGUGGAGGGCGAGUCAGAGCGACCAUCGCCUAUACUCGAGAUGCGCAAGUUCCUCGAUACAGCAAAUGUCAACGUGCGUUUGUCACUCUGGCAGCGACUGCGGGAAGCCUACGACACUAUCGAGUACCCGCCAAAGGUAUUGUCGUGCUAUCUGAGAAGUAUCGAGGCUUUCGUCGAUGACUUCGAAACAACAACCUUCCAAGAGUUAUCACUAGUCGAGCGACAGAUCAAACUGUUGACCCGCUUUAGAGUCAUUGACGAUAUGGUGGUUAAGGUCCUGCAAAUAAUGAGGGGUGAGCCUACAGCUUUUGACUGCUUGUCAUAUGAGCAUGUGCAGUCAUCCAUGUCGGCUGUUGCGAAGUUGCUGCACAUUCUAUCGGCUGCCAACAUGUUCCGAGAUCUGAUUCGUAUUGGGAAGACUGCAAUUCCCAGGAUUGAGGGCUUGCCUGGUCAAGCGUUUCUCAGUAUGUCGACCAGAUUGGACGAUAUUCAGUUGCGGCUUUGGACGCUCCAGUACUACCUGUUCAGAGAAGGACUGUCGCAGAACACCGCAGCCUUCCCCAACCCAUCUGACGAUCUCUUCGAGUUCCUGCGACACGUACAUCACGCAGCUGGGAUUCGUGGGUUCUGCCAUCUUUCUGGACGCCAGUUCUUGAGGUUGGCCAAAGCCGAGAUCUUGCGUCUGGACAACAUUAUCGACGCCACUAGUCGCGACACUGAGUUCUGCCAGGUGCUGCAUGAUCUUUACGGUCUCAAGCUGUUUCUGGAGCCACUUGAGUGCCAGGACUUUUCCUCGAGCCCAGACACCCUCGACAAAAAGGCUGCGUUCGAUCUCCUUCCUUUUGUCAUGUCUCAAACUGCGAAGGUCGACCUGAAGGAUCUACCCAAGACUAAGCAGGAGCUGAGAGCUUCUAUCGAGAAGGUUCACGCCGCGCUGGGACGACCCAAGCAGCACGAAGAUGUCACUUUCAACCGCAAAGCCAUCACAACUUUCUUCAAGUCGCCCAUUAACCCGAUAAUGCUGUUCGAUUGUCUCAAGGGUAUCGGUGCACUCGUUGCACGUACUAUCCCUGACGAGGAAGCUGUUGCCGCGUCAAAGGGCUGGUUCUUCUUGAUGGGUAACAUCGCACUGAGCAAGUUCAAGUCCCAGAAACGCAUGACCCAGGGGCCCACCGAGGACCUUAACUACGCACAAGCCUUCUUCCUUCAAGAUCUGGAAUACUCCAUCGAACGGUGGGAGACGUGGUACCGGAUUGCUCAGGUCUACGACACGCAGCUUGAAGAGGCCGUCUCCUGGAACGCAGACAAGAUGAAUAGUAAUACCAUCGAGCUCGCCAACUUCCAGCGCGGCGCAAUCAACUGCUACACCAUGGCCGUAGCAUACUCGUCACGCGUCGUCGACGCAUCUCCCCGGGAGCGAGCCAUGAUCGCGCAAAUGUACACAGAGUUUGGUGACCGCAUCUACGCAUCGUCACGGGAGCCUUUCAACAUGGAAGCUUUCCACACACGAGACGCCGAGCGCCGCUUCGUUAACGUGCCUGGGUCUACAGGCGCUUCACGCGAUAUAUUGUUCACUCCUCUGCGGCCGUACACGGCGUGGAAGUUCGCGAGCACGCUGUAUAAACGGGCUAUCAAGAGUAACAACGAGAAGUGGUGGAAUCACUACAUGCUGGCGAAGAGUCUGUGGAAGAUGUGGUCUGCGAACGAUAAUGCUGUUCGUAAGGCCGCCGCCCUGGAGGCUGCUGCACUGGAGGCGAGGGCUCAGGGUGCGAUUGUACCAGAGCCGACCGCUCCAAUUUUGCCAGAGCCUCACGGUCCGACAUGGGAGGAUGUGAUCAACCCUGCUGUGGGUGCUAUCGAAAGGCUGCCCGACAAGAAAGGCAGGAGUGGCGAGCCGGUACUGGAGCCUCACUACAAACUGGCCACGAUUGUCCACAAGCUUGUUAAGCGCAAAGCUCUGCACGCCUCAAAGGGGGCUGAGGUCCUCUCGAACACUUUCUACUCGAAAAACAUUGGUCCUCCUGCGACUUACGACGACUGGGAGGGUUACAUUCUCGCUGUCAUCAAAGCCAUGCGCACUGCAGACAAGUCGAGUUGGCAUCACCGCAUCAUAGCACGAUCGGCCCAGAUUCUCUACGACGAUGGCAAGGAACUUCUCCAAGCGCACGCCGCGAAGCACGAACUGACGCAGACAAUCUUCACCAAGACCAUGGCGGUCCAGGUGUGGAAGCCGGAGUAUGAGCGCCCUGGCCGCCACUUCGUGUACACGCUACGUUACACCAAGUUUUUCAUCGACUUGCUCGAAACGACAGCAGACAAGACCAAUUUCGAGGCUCUAGCGAGGCGCGUGCGCCGCAAGCAAACAGACUUCUUCCAGCACAGUGAGCUGUGGAAGGAGCUGUGCAACCGCUACCUGGCUUUGCUGCGACGCUCGGCCGGUAUAAAAGAGGGACAGGAAGACUCAGCUUUCAAGUCAGUCAAUCAGGAAGACUUUGGUGUUCUCGCCGCACGACUGGAGGCGUGGUGCCAAGACCCAUCUACGCAGCAUCCUGUGCUGGAUGUGCUCCGCGAUGCCAUGGAACUGAAGCGUCUCAACAACGGCAUGAUGAAGCCCAACACGAUCGACGACCUCACUGGCGAUAGCUACGCCAUGCUGUACACGACCGUUGGACCGACCCUACCGGCUCUGCCCUCCGAGCAGCAGCAGCCCAGCCAGCCCAGCGCAGUGCCGCAGCCACCCCCCAAUCCUUUCUCCGUGGCUUCAUUGAUACAAGGCCAAGUCGAUGGCACCACCGAGCACAAACUCCCCUUCGCAAUGUUCCACCCGAACCAACUCCAGCCGCCACCACCCCAGGCCCCUACCGCCCCCGAGCCCGUGCCACGCGCCCGCGCCAAAGCCGUCGGGAAGCGCGAAAUCCAGCGGCGCGCUGAGGCAUGCGUGCAGAAGACCGCGGUGGCCAGCACCCCGCAGCAGCCCACGUCGAUGCCCAUCCGCUCGCCCUCGGUCACCAGCGCCACCAUCCCGGCGCUCUUCCAGCGGAGCCAGGACAAGUCCGAUCAUCCUUCCACCCUCACCUCGAGCAGUGGUCUCGCAGCGAGCCUUCUCGCGGCGUCGACGUCGUUCGAGAGUGCGCCCGGGACCGCGGCGGCGAGCGUGAGCGGCGAGCACGCGGCGGACACGGACAUGGACGACGGCGAGGGCGAAGGUGAGCACGACCGCGACCACGACCACGACGCCGACAACGAGGACCACGACGCCGACAACGAGGGCGAAGGCGAAGGCGAAGGCGAAACCGAAGCCGACGCCGACAUCGACCCCGAGCCCCACGCCGACCCCUCACCACACCGCACCACGCACGACUCCGACGCCGACGACGAAUCCGAACUCAGCGAGCUCGACGACGAAGUCGUACAGCAGAUUGCGCAUCAAGUGCAGAGCCAGCAGCUGCGCCAGAGCCGCGAGAUGAUGGUGCAGCAGCAGUUGUUGCGCGAGCAGAGCCAAGGUCAAAAUCGGGAGGGGCAGAGCCAGAGUCAGGCGCAGGCGCAGCAGGGGCAGGCACAAGGCCAUGGUAGACGGGGCGCGAGUCUGAGUUUCGCGGGCGUGCGGCCCAUGUUUCCGGGGUUGUUUGUGGGGCGCAGGGCUGGGGGUGGGAAUGCGGAGGGGGAGGGGACGGGGUAG
Boeremia exigua is the source of this 6396-nucleotide messenger RNA. RefSeq lists its product as uncharacterized. Gene Ontology annotation, biological process: chromatin organization. The record is from RefSeq and is a predicted model, not a curated record. Gene Ontology annotation, cellular component: HIR complex; nucleus. NCBI's taxonomy places the organism in Eukaryota, Fungi, Ascomycota, Dothideomycetes, Pleosporales, Didymellaceae. The transcript has 2 exons. The coding region runs from base 163 to 6396 and encodes 2077 amino acids. Gene Ontology annotation, molecular function: nucleosome binding.